Triticum dicoccoides is the source of this 912-nucleotide messenger RNA. RefSeq names its product Fasciclin-like arabinogalactan family protein. The coding region runs from base 1 to 657 and encodes 218 amino acids. NCBI's taxonomy places the organism in Eukaryota, Viridiplantae, Streptophyta, Magnoliopsida, Poales, Poaceae. The transcript has a single exon. The record is from RefSeq and is a predicted model, not a curated record.
AUGGCGGCAGGGAGGAGCAGGAUGCUCAUCCCUCUCAGGCCACGGGCGCUCUCGCAGCAACGCACUCUCCUUGCCGGCCUCGCCGCCGCCUUCGCGGUCACCCUACUCUGCAUCCUCCUCCUGCUCUCCUCCCUUCCCGCCGCCUCCUCGCCACCGCCCCGCCGGCGCCACGACAUCGACACAACAUCCAGGACCGCGCGUAGUCCUCCCGCUCAUUGCGGCGCGAUGAGCGCGAGCCUGGGGGAGUUCGGCGACAUGAUGGUGUCCAUGCUCCCGAGGGACCUCGCCUUCACCGCCUUCGUGCCCUCGCCGGAGUCGUUCCGCCGCGUCCUCAGGCUGCGGCACAACGACAGCGCCGCGGGGCUGAAGGCCAGCGACGACACCUACGCCGUCAUCUCUCGCGUGCUCGGCUUCUCCGCCGUGCCUCUGCGCCUGCGCUCCGGGGACGUGGCUCUGCGCGGGACGGCGCGGCUGCUGGACCUGGACUCCGUGUCCGGACUGAAGGUGCACGCGUGGAGGGACGUGGACGGGGCUCUCGUCGUCAACGGCGUGCGGUCGGAGUGCGUCGAUAUCGUCAGGGACGAGACCGUGGUCCAUGUCAUGGCGGGGGUCCUCAUGGACGCCGAGUUCGAGCGAUCUCUUUCCCUUCAGAAUUAGAGGAUUGAUGAUCAACCACGUAUUAACAUCAUCCGGAAUUCCUGAUGAAAUUUACAUGAAACCGAAGUUUUUGCCUUCAGGAUCUGUAGUGUACAGGGGGCUGUGCAAUCCGUGCUGUCCAUAUUGUCGUCCGUUUCCUCUCCGUCGAGUUCACCUUCUUCUCUGGACCUUUUUUUUCUUUUUUUGAGGGGACUUCUUCUCGGGACUUGAAUUAAUGAAAACCAGGUGAACAGCUAGGCGUCGGACGUGCGUGAC